CUCGAAAAAGCGGCGAUGCCAUUUGAUCGUCAAUAUUCGACGUGGUCAAGUCAAAUUCAAUUCCGCGAACGGAACUAGCGAGCAUUAGCGACAGUUACUUGGGAAAAACGAUCGAAAAAUUGCGUAGAUCUUCGAUCGUCUGCAGGCGAAAGUGAAAGUAUUCGAGGCGAAAAAGGGUGCGAGAAGAGGCGAAUCCGACGAACGGAAACGUGAAGCUAAAUGGUCGCGGAGCGUUCGGCAUUAGUGCCGCCUCCGGUCCCAGCGCGGCAGCGUUCAGGCGAGUGCUUCUGCCGCGGCAGUAUAGCGGCGGCGAUGUUUGGCUGAGCGGCUAAUGUAUAUAUGUAUAUAGAGCACAAAGCGGGGGACGAGUGCUGUGUGCGCGGCGGCGUUAUUUCCUCUCUCGCUCGCUCGCAUAGGCCAGCGCGACUGUAGACUGUAGAGCUGCACAGUGCGAAGCGUAUACGUAUAUAAUAUAGCAUACAGCCCUGCAGUCGGCGGCGGCGGCGGCGCGUACCUUCGUCUCUUUGCGCGUGUGCGAGAAGGACAGAGAGCGAGCGAGGAGAGAACUUGGUCUCGUCGCUGUGCGGGUUCGACGCGAGAAGACGAGGUUUCGGCUUGUGCUGUGACCCAGCGUGUGUGCGCCCUUUCACGGCCAAGAUGCUGACGCUCGGCCCGAAGAAGGACGGCGGACCGAAUCUCAAGUUCUUCGACUCGUCGGAGGUCCUGAACCAGCUCGACUCGGUCAAACAGUGGAUGCUGAAAAACGCCAAGAAGUAUAUCCAAACUGAUCCACCAACCAACAAGAGCUUGUCCACUCUGGUUGUACAGAUUCUUCAGUUUCAAGAGGAUAGUCUUGGCAAAAAUGUUACUAGGCCUCAGAUGACAAGGAUUCCUAUGAAAUGCUUUCUAGAUUUUAAACCAGGAGGUGGCUUAUGUCAGAUUCUAUUAACAGCUUUUAGGUUUAAACAGGAGCAAGGAUGGAGGCGAUUCGAUUUUCCAGUAGGAAAGUCUGGACCUCGAACGGACAGAAUGAUAGAAAUGCUUGUUGCGAUAGAGCGAGCACUAAUUCAGUCUAGGUGUCUGACUGUACCAUGUGUAUUUGUGAGGUCAGAUGUUGAUAAGCCUACAGCAGUAAAAGUUAAAGAAGUAGUACGUCGGCAUCAAGGAACAAUAGCAGAGAGUGAAGAUGAUGCUACUCAUAUAAUUUAUCCACCUGCAGAUCCUCUAGAAGAAGAGUAUGCAAGGCCAUGCUUUCGUAGGGAGCGCUUUGUCUUGCUGCAUUGGUAUUAUUUUCCGGAUAGUUAUGACUCUUGGGUGAAUAUUGAUCUUCCAUGGGAUUAUCCUGAAUCAGCUCUAGGAAACAUUACCACAAAGUCUACGUACAAAGUAUCAGCUACCUGGGCUCUAGAUUUAGAGCAGUACAAUGAAUGGAUGAAUGAAGAAGAUUAUGAAGUAGAUGAUAGUGGACAAAAGAAAGUGCAUAAAUACCGAAUAUCAGUUGAAGAUCUGAUGGCUACACCAGCACCGCCGUCUGCUAAAAAGCAGAAACGAAAAAGAUCGCCUUCUCCUCCACCAAAGCUUGGCAAAAGGAAGAGCGGGCGAGCUCCAGCAGGUGUUCAAGGUUUGUCGAACGUAUCUUCAACGGGUCCAAAGAAAUCUCGCGGUGGCGCAGAUGAAGAGGAGGAUUUGACUCAGGGGAUGGAGGAUCCACCUGCAGAACCAAGGAUAGUAGAAGUCGUGGCCGCUAAUGCCAACUCACAAAACUCGGGGCAAAACAGCAGCUCCACAGGAGGUAUAAUUUCUGGCAGUAAAAAACAAGAUAAUGAGCUACAACCUCUUAAAUCUGGAAACAUGGCUGAUCUCGAUGAACCAGCAGAAGGUGACAAGAGCAACUCACAAACGUCUCAGGACAGAGAAGAAAGAGAUACGAGUAAAGAACGAAAUGACGGUAGUAAAAGUGAUGAACCAGAAGACAAUGUCACGGAACAAACUCAUCACAUAGUGGUGCCCAGUUAUUCUGCCUGGUUCGAUUACAAUUCGAUUCACACGAUCGAAAAGCGAGCUCUGUCUGAGUUCUUUAACGGAAAAAACAAAUCAAAGACGCCGGAAAUUUAUUUGGCCUAUAGGAAUUUUAUGAUAGACACAUACCGUCUGAAUCCUACGGAAUAUAUUACUUCGACUGCGUGUAGGCGCAAUUUAGCCGGUGAUGUCUGCGCGAUAAUGCGAGUUCAUGCUUUUCUUGAGCAAUGGGGUCUGAUAAACUAUCAGGUCGAUGCCGAGUCGCGACCAACCCCAAUGGGUCCUCCACCAACCUCUCACUUCCACGUGCUGUCGGACACGCCCUCGGGCUUGGCACCAGUUAAUCCCAAUCCGCCCAAGACACCGCAACCUCCCGCGGCUAAAACUCUCUUGGACCUUGAAAAGAAGCCUAUUCUCAACGAUGAGAAGAUUCCAGGAGCGGGAGCGAUGGCCAACUUUGGAUUAAAGAUCGAUCAGUAUUCGAAGAAGCCUGCAGUGCUCAAGAACAAGCAGGCUGCUGGAGCAACGCGUGACUGGACGGAGCAAGAGACGCUUCUGCUGCUUGAGGCUCUUGAACUGCAUAAGGAUGAUUGGAACAAGGUCUGUGAACACGUAGGCUCUAGGACUCAGGAUGAAUGCAUAUUGCAUUUCUUAAGACUGCCUAUUGAAGACCCAUAUCUCGAGGAGCCCGAAGGCUUGGGGCCGUUAGCCUACCAGCCCAUUCCUUUCUCCAAGGCUGGCAAUCCUGUUAUGAGCACCGUCGCGUUCCUUGCGUCAGUGGUCGAUCCAAGGGUAGCCGCAAGUGCAGCUAAGGCUGCAAUGGAAGAAUUUGCUGCAAUCAAAGAUCAAGUACCUGCAGCAAUAUUAGAUCAACAUUUACGAAAUGUACAGGCUAGCGCGAAUUCAGAUGGUAAAUUUGAUCCAGCUGCAGGAUUGGCUCAGUCUGGAAUUGCGGGUACCGGACCCCCAGAACCUCCAGAAGAAACAGCCAACGCUCAAAAUGCUUCCAGCCAAGCGGCAUCGGCUACAGCAACGUCGCCGACAUCAGCUUCAACGCCACCCGAAGGUAAAAAGGAUGAGCCGACCGAAAAAUCUAAGGAAGGCAGCAGUGAAGGUAGUCCGGCUGAAGCUACAGCCACAUCAACAACGACGGCGACAACAACGACGACAACAACAACGGAAAGUAGCGAGUCGGCCAGCAGUGCUAGUGCGCCACUCGCUACACCAAAGAAGGAGGUUGAAGGAACGGAAGCUGCUGAAGGUACAACUGAGCAGCAAUCGUCGCAGGAGCCUGAGAAAAUGGAGGUAGAUACAAAAGAGGGCGAGGAAGGCGAGUCCAAGACGAAGGUUGAUGGGGAAGAAGGAGAAGCUAAAGAAAAGAAAGAUAAGGUCGUUAGGGAUGCUCAACUACAAUCAGCGGCAGCUGCUGCUCUGGCUGCUGCGGCUGUCAAGGCUAAGCAUCUGGCUGCCGUCGAAGAAAGGAAAAUAAAAUCUCUCGUAGCACUACUCGUCGAAACUCAAAUGAAAAAACUUGAAAUCAAGUUACGUCACUUCGAAGAGUUAGAGACAACAAUGGAACGAGAACGCGAAGGUCUCGAAUAUCAGAGGCAGCAACUCAUUAAUGAACGACAACAGUUCCAUUUAGAACAGCUCAAAGCAGCUGAAUUCAGGGCGCGGCAGCAGGCGCAUCAGCGGUUGGCUCAAGAACAACAGCAGCAAGCUCAACAGCAAGCACAGCAGCAGCAAGCACAGCAGCAAGCACAGAACCAGCAUCAACCGCCUUGGCAGCCAGGAACUAAUCCACCCGGUCAAUCGCCGAUUCAAGCACCUAGCGGCGUGGUACAACAGCAGCAGCCGCCUCCGCCAGUGCCGCAGCAACAGCAAGGACAGCCACCAAGUCCACAAGCGCAACCACAUACGCCUCCACAGCAAGCGGUAUAAGGCUUCAUCAUAGACGCUUGAGUCAUUGCGCGGUAUAUUUUGUCGAGAAAGAGAGAGAGAGUUGUACAGAGGUAACCUACUGCUCACUGCUUCUAUUUGAAGAUUAUAGCAGUUAACAGGUAUACCAGAAAAAAGCUCAUUUCUUUCAUUGUAUUGGGGCGCCAAACGCGGGUAGAUUGUAUCUAAAUGACAGAGUUUUUUUUUAAUAAGAAAAAAAAGGAAUGAUAAGAGAUAAUCAUCAAUUUCAAGAGCUGAGCCACGGGCCAAAAAUGACAGCGUUUUUUGUCAUUCCGUUUAUUGUAGAUAUUUGACAGAUGUUGGGCUUAUCGGAAUUCUCAAAUUUGUACUACUAAAUAUGAAUUAUUUUAAUUUAAAGAUGAUUGUUUUUUUUCCUUAAA
Nasonia vitripennis (jewel wasp) is the source of this 4358-nucleotide messenger RNA. It is a transcript of the gene mor, whose product is annotated as SWI/SNF complex subunit SMARCC2. Gene Ontology annotation, molecular function: histone binding; DNA binding. The transcript is spliced from 10 exons. NCBI's taxonomy places the organism in Eukaryota, Metazoa, Arthropoda, Insecta, Hymenoptera, Pteromalidae. Gene Ontology annotation, biological process: positive regulation of DNA-templated transcription. Gene Ontology annotation, cellular component: SWI/SNF complex. The coding region runs from base 658 to 3960 and encodes 1100 amino acids. The record is from RefSeq and is a predicted model, not a curated record.